AUGGCCUUAAUGCACCAAAAGCAAUUCAUAUCAUCUCUUUUCCUCGUACGGAUAUGGGUUUUCCAAGUGGUUAUGUCCACCAAUAUUGACGAUCCAUAUAUGUCUGAGAGAUUUGAACAAUGGAUAUCAAAAUAUGGGAAAGUUUAUCAAGAUGCUGGAGAAAAAGAAUCCAAAUUUGGGAUAUUCCGAGACUAUGCUUAUAUGGUUGAUUAUAUCAAUGGUGCAAACCGACCAUACAAAUUAGCCGUUAAUAAAUUUGCUGACCAACUCCCUUGGGAUUUUCGGCAGAAUAGGUAUUCAAUAGAUGAUAGGCGUGUUCAUGAUUAUGAUUUAAAGAAAAUCAGAGUACCCUCUCUUAGGUAUGAAAAUAUGACUACACUCCCUGCUAGCGUGGAUUGGAGAAAGAAUGGAGCUGUCACGCCUGUCUUGUAUGACACCGGCAACAAUUGUGCGGGUAGGGCUUAG
Messenger RNA from Quercus robur (English oak), 465 nucleotides. RefSeq names its product senescence-specific cysteine protease SAG39-like. The record is from RefSeq and is a predicted model, not a curated record. NCBI's taxonomy places the organism in Eukaryota, Viridiplantae, Streptophyta, Magnoliopsida, Fagales, Fagaceae. The transcript has 2 exons. Bases 1 to 465 code for a protein of 154 amino acids.